Halteromyces radiatus is the source of this 1807-nucleotide messenger RNA. RefSeq names its product major facilitator superfamily domain-containing protein. The record is from RefSeq and is a predicted model, not a curated record. Bases 31 to 1701 code for a protein of 556 amino acids. Gene Ontology annotation, molecular function: sucrose:proton symporter activity. The transcript has 7 exons. Lineage: Eukaryota; Fungi; Mucoromycota; Mucoromycetes; Mucorales; Cunninghamellaceae. Gene Ontology annotation, cellular component: membrane.
UUUUUUUUUUUGAUAUCCUACAUACGAAAUAUGAGUGAUCCCAAAGUACCAUUAUUAAAUAAUAAUAAUAAUAUGAGUAAACCUCCUGUUAGUCGUCCUAAGAAUAGAAGAAGAAGAUCAUCCUUUGAAGCUUCCACUUAUAAUAGUACAACUGCUCUUGGAUAUGUCAAACAACAAAACCUUGGUGGACAAGAGAUUCAAGAUCCUGGUUUAUCAUUAUUACAAUUACUCGCAUUAACACUAUGCAUGGCGGGUGUUCAAUUCACAUGGACCGUUGAACUUUCAUAUGGUACUCCUUAUCUUUUAUCUUUGAAUCUUUCAAAAGAACUCACUGCAUUGGUUUGGCUUGCUGGUCCAUUAUCUGGUUUGAUUGUACAACCUGUUAUUGGUGCUUUUAGUGACAAAUGUACUUCUAACUUUGGGAAACGAAGACCUUUUAUUGUAGGUGCAGGCUUCUUGACUUGUCUUGCUAUGAUUGGUGUUGCUUAUGCUAAAGAACUAGGGGCUGGGCUUGCUCAUUUGUUUUCAAACGAGACUUCAAUGGAACAUACAUAUGCUAUCGUGGUAGCAGUGGGAUCAUUUUAUUUUUUGGAUUUUACAUUGAAUGCUGUUCAAGCCAUUUGUCGUGCAUUGAUAUUGGAUAUUCCACCUUUAUGGCAACAAGAUCGUGCUAAUGCUUGGAGCGCUCGUAUGUCCAAUUCGGCUAUGGUGAUUGGAUAUUUCGUUGGUUAUAUUGAUUUGGUGAAAUAUUUUCCUUGGAUGGGUGAUUCUCAAAUCAAAGUAUUUUGUAUUGUUGCCAUGUUGGUAUUUUGUUUGACUUUGGGUAUCACUUGUUUUUGUGUCAAAGAAAAACCAUUGGAUCAAAUAGAUCAAGAAGACCAACCUUGGUAUCAUACUUUUAUUUAUAUUUGGCGAGCUUUUCGAUUCUUACCUAGACCUAUUCAAACAUUAUGCAACACUCAAUUCUUUGCUUGGAUGGGAUGGUUUCCUUUUCUCUUCUAUAGUACGCAAUGGGUAUCUGAUAUUUAUUUUGCAACACAUCCUAUCAAAGAUGGUACAGAACGUGAUUGGGCUGAAGGUACCCGGGCAGGAUCAUUUGCUCUUCUUUGUUACUCGGUUGUAUCUGUGGUUGCUGGUGUAGUGAUUCCAGCCCUAUCGAUGAAAUUCGAAAAACGUCAAGGUUGGCUUUCUCUCAACAACAUUUACACGGGGUCUCAUUUGGUGUCAGCUGCCGCAUUACUUUCUGCUUGGGUCAUCAAAUCUGUGCUAGGUGCUACCAUCAUGUUGUCGGUCAUGGGGAUUUCAUGGGCCAUUGUACUUUGGAUUCCAUUUUCCUUGGUAGGUGAAUAUGUCAGUUAUGAAGAUGAACGACGUUCUACCGUUAUUGCUUCCAAUCAAGAUUAUGGUUCCAUCAUCACCUCAGCCUCAUCAUCAUCUCAAAUCGAAGCUGGUCAACAACAACAACAACAAGAUGAAUUCGAUGCCGGUAUGAUCCUUGGUGUUCAUAACAUGUAUAUUGUCUUUCCUCAAUUUGCCGUCGCCAUCAUCUCUGCUUUUAUCUUUGCCAUCAACGAUGCCGUCAGUAAUGGAAACGAACAGGAUCAAACCUCCAGUGUGGCUUCCGUACUUGUAUUUGGUGGAUUCAUGGCUUUGAUCGCUGCUGUCUUUAGUAGAUACAUUGUACGUGUCAAGCAAGAUUAGAGAAAUAGUAUACCCAAUUUUAUUUUUUUAUCUAUUAUAUUCCUCUAUUACUUAUUAUAUACAAUUUAAAUAAAUAAAUAAAAAGAAUUUCUUGUUUUCUACUUUA